AUGGAAGACUGUGAAAAGGACCACGAAAAUAAAAGAACUAAGGACCGCAGUCCAUCUCCUGAUGUCAAAUCCACAGCUGUAGUCAAGUAUACAGCAUUUCAAAGUCCUGUGGGUUAUGCACGCUUACAGUGCAACACAGAUCUUAAUUUACCUCCCUCUAAUUGGGGUGGGAUAGAUUCAUAUGGUUUGAAACAAAUUUUGACAAGGGGUACAGGUUUGUCGAGCUUCAGAAUGGCUCACCUGUUCCCUGAUUGUGUAGGAGAAGUAGAUGUGAUAUCAGAUGCUGAAUGCAUUAAAAAGCUGCUAAAGCUACCAUAUCAACCAAAUGGAACUGUGAGCAUGAUGGUACAUAGAGUGGAAAACACUUUAUUAUUAGAUGACUUCGAUGUGUAUGACUACCUCAUGAAGUCAGAAUGGUCCUGGUUGAAGGAUUUCUUUUAUGAGAACAUUCUUAAGACUAUGUCAGAGAAGGAGCGUAUGUCACUAACAUCAGCAAGAAGUGCUAGUGCUUUACAAUUGACCCACAAGUUUCUGUCUCACAGUGUGUUAGAGAGACCACAGCCUCUGCCUGCAUCUGUACCGAUAACACCUAUGUGUAUUGCUGGUCCCCAUCUCCCUGAACCGGACCCUCGCCCGGAAGAACCGACGCCAGAGAACUCGUACAAUCGCAACGUGUUAUGGACAUUUGAAGACAUUCAAAUGUUGAUUGGCAGCAAUUUGCCAAUCUUCGGAGAUAAGGAUCGGCCUUGCGUUAGCCUACGCCUGAGGGACGCUAGGGAACCCAUCAAUGUGCUGACUGGCAUUGACUAUUGGCUGGACAACUUGAUGUGCAACGUUCCAGAGGUGCUAAUGUGCUAUCAUUUGGACGGAAUAGUCCAGAAGUACGAGCCCAUGAAGACAGAAGACCUGCCCAAUAUGGAAAACUCCAAGUUUUCACCUAAAGUUGUAAGAAACGUGGCGCAGAAUAUCCUGUCCUUUUUGAAAUCCAAUGUUACGAAGUCUGGUCAUACUUAUUGGUUAUUUAAAGGUCCCCACGACGACGUGGUGAAGCUGUACGACCUGACAUCUUUAUGCCCGGACAGUUUGGAUAAUCCAUUCACGACGCCCGUGGCCAUGCUGCUGUACCGCGUGGCGCGCAACAUGCGCCUCAUGAACCGCACGAAGCAUGUGCGCCAGCUACUGGAGCAUGUCGCGCAACUGUUGCAAGUGGAGCGUUACCCGCAGAUUGUUGCGUCGUCGCAUUACAUGUUGGCCGACUUGUAUGUGCCGGCGACUACUAAUCCCGCCUGCCCGGACUUCAAAGAUGAAAGCUCAGAUUCUGAUGAGGAGUCAGACUUCGGAAAUUAUGCGGAAUUUCGAGAUAGCGCCUCGGACAGGGAUCCGUGCGAGCGAGAGAGCAAUACUUCUGAGCGAGACGACAAUAUCGAGGGAGAAAAUGAUACUGAGAAACAAAAGAAGGUAGAUGCGGAAAAUCUAUCGAGUAACAAAGAAAAUGAAGAACAGAAUAACUUGGUAAUAUCUCAAGGAGAAAGUCUUGCUUUGCAAGUGAGACAACUUACCCUUAAGGACGCCAAGAAUAAAUACACUCAUAAUACGAGUGGAAAGCAGUCAGGGGGUCCGAGUCUUGGCGUAGAAGUGCCAGAUAGAUGUGGUCGUGCGCUUUCACAUGCACUCAAAGGACUUUUGGCAUUGCACCAUAUUACUACUGAUAAAUCAACCGAGGAGGAACGCGCUCGUGUAAAACAGCAGAUAAUAAACGAGGAGCAACAUCCCAAAAUGGCGAACCCCUACGAACCGAUUAAAAUGGACUAUGAACCCAUCAACAAGAAGAUGGAGGCGCCCAAGGAGCACCUGUCAAGAAGCAGGAGGAGACGACGCGAAAGAAAGCAGUCAGAAAAGACUGAAAAUUACUUAAUAGAAGCUAAUUCUAACGUAGACAAGAACGCCAUUUUGAUUCGCAAAGAAAACAACGCUUACCCAACGUGGAACGAGCCGAACAGAGAUGAUAACUUCGCGUGGAAGUUGCAUCUUAAAACCUUGCUAUACGAAAAAAUAUGCUUAGCAUAUGCCACGCUAGCGGAGUACAGCUACGCCCAUGAGCAAUACGGUUUUUCUCUCAAAUACAUCGAUUUAGCCAGCAAAUGCCAAAAACUGUUAAGCAGCAUGAUAAUCAAGAGUAGGGUGGUGGAUCCUUCGUGUCUCAUCGGGAGGGUAGGAGAUAAUUACUUCCAAUUGAGUAAGAAUUGGAACAACCUAGGACAGUUUCAGAAGCAGUUUGAUACUGAUCACGAGAUCGAUGGAAGGAUUAAACAAGAGAUUGAGAUCGAUCUGGUUGAAGAGAUUGAAGAUGCAGUGUGCAAGGAUUUCGAUAUGAAUAUAAGAAUCCCUUCGAGCGACAUAGAAGCAAUGAUGUCGUCCUGUUCUUACUAUCGCCAGGCGAGUGAAGUGAGUCCGGGAGGCGCGCACAAGCGUGACGAAUUGCUCCGUAGACUUGCCUCUGUCUGCAACGAGCUCGCUGUUAGAUACAUGAACGAUGGCCAACAUAUCUACAUGAAGUAUGUUGACGAGCCGGAUCAGAAGAGCGUCAAAGCCAAGCUUCUACUAAAACAGCUCAACUCAAUGUCGAAAAAAUCGGCGGAAUGCCUCGACGAAGCGACCACCAUCUUCCAAGAUGUUAAAGACGUACCUAAUCUCGCAUUACUUUACUGUAAUAAGGCCAGGUACAUGCGCUUUAAGGCGCACUGCGACCAGGGAGGAUUUAAUGCUGAAAAGCGGAGUUACUACAGCCAAGCAGAAGAUCUCUACACUAGUGCACUUAAACUUCUGGGCCUGCGCGAGAGUUGUGGCGCGGCAUCCAUUUGGGAUUUGGUAUCCUGGGAACUUUCUUGCCAUCUUUACACCAAAGCUGUGUUGAUGCAAGAAUCACCAGCGAUAUACGCAAGUGAAGUGACAGAGGUGGCGGAAGCGUUCAAACACGCGCUCAAGUACUGUCUGCUUAGUCCCGGACCACGUCAGUAUCUGUACCAGUUCAGAGCAGCUAUGAUUUACCACAGAUUGGGGUCGUUGUACCAUUCACAAUAUAGGAUAACAAUGGAAGAUGGUCCCAAACGGCGAACUUUGUUGAACGCGACGUGUACGAACUACGACAAAGCGGCGACACAAUUCGCGGCUUUAGAAGACCCCUCCAUGUUUCUGACUGUGAGAUUGGAGCAUGUCGCCGCUUUAGAAGCGCAUGCGCAAGCAUCGCCGAAUUUAAAGCUAAAAUCCCUCCAAACCGCCAUAGAAUUACUAAGACAAUCACAUUCUGUUAUGACCUUACUGAAAACCCGUGACCAAGAAGAAAAGGACGCCGCUAAACCCGAAGAGAAUGACGAGAAGUCCCUGAAAAACGAACAUAGUCUACUAUGCCUAUACGAAAAUCGCUUGCAUCACAUACUAAAAAACAUUAUUCAAUACUGCCGAUCCAAAUCGAACAAAGAUUAUGAAAAAAUGACAGAUAUGUACAAGAAGCUGUACUGUGCCAGUUUGAAGAUUGUCAAGAGUGAGGACGUGAGGUCGUAUGCGGGUAGUAUAUGUGAUGUUUUAAUGACCAUGGACGGGAUAAGUAAGGAAUUUUCGUGA
This is a messenger RNA of Leptosia nina, 3621 nucleotides long. The record is from the annotation of a GenBank genome assembly. NCBI's taxonomy places the organism in Eukaryota, Metazoa, Arthropoda, Insecta, Lepidoptera, Pieridae.